GUCAACUCAAAUCAAAACAUACUCUUGGGAUAAUGCCCAGGUUAUUUUGGUUGGUAACAAAUGUGACAUGGAGGAUGAACGGGUAAUCUUCACUGAGAGAGGCAAACAUUUAGCGGAGCAACUUGGAUUUGAAUUUUUUGAAACAAGUGCCAAGGACAACAUUAACGUCAAGCAGACAUUUGAGCGACUCGUGGAUAUCAUCUGUGACAAAAUGUCAGAAAGCCUGGAGACGGAUCCCACCAUCGCUGCCAGCAAGCAGAACACACGGCUAAAGGACACCCCUCCUCCACAGCAGCCCAACUGCGGCUGUUAA
Tauraco erythrolophus (red-crested turaco) is the source of this 313-nucleotide messenger RNA. Lineage: Eukaryota; Metazoa; Chordata; Aves; Musophagiformes; Musophagidae. The record is from RefSeq and is a predicted model, not a curated record.